AUGGCAUUAGCUUGUAUUGGAUAUCAAAAGAGAGCUGUACCAACACGAAUACGGCAUAGAUCGAUUUCUCCAUCAACUCCAGAAACGCCAAACAGUAGUGUGACAAAAGAAGAGGAAGAAAUCGAUUACUCGCCUAGCGUUGAACAGCAAACUGAUGGUACUAAACUUCAAAGAAAACUUCGCUUGAUGGUAAAAGAAAUGCGUGAUAUUCAAGGAAAAUAUUCCAAUGCUUUGAAAUCAUGGAGCAAGAAAUGGACUAGUGCAUUCGAACAGAAUACAUCUUCACUAGUCCAUUAUGAAACUACAAAGCAAAUGUUCGUGUCUCUCAGUUCAAUUGGUAAUGAGCUGGCCAAAAAUAUCGAUCAUUCGCACCGCCAACUUCGGCAUGUUUCAAAACUGAUUCCAACGGAAGAGCAAUAUCCAUCACGAGAGUCUCAGCUUCAGAAAGCACGUACAGCAGUCAAUAGUGUUCGAAGUGAUUUAAUUGAAUAUGAGAAAGAAUUGAAGGAACUCAAACGUAGUUUAAAUAGAAUUAAGGAUCAAUUAAGAGAUCCGUCAUCAAAUAAAGUAGAACAAUCGAAAUGGAAAUCAGAACGAAAAAGUGUAGAAGAUAGUAUCGAACAAAUGAAAGAUAAUGUUGAAUAUGCUACAAAAAUGUGUGAACGAGCUGAGAAACAAUACCAUAAAGAUACUGUUGCCAUAUUUGAAAAAAGUCAAGAAGAUGAGUUACAGAGACUAAAUUCAUUGCGAGACACAUUAAAGGCUUUUCUUGACGCCCUGGAUGUCAAACAUGAUUCUUGGCAAGAAGCAAUAGAAAAACAUAAUCCAAAACAAGAUCUCAAAGUGUGGAAACGAACAUUCUUUCCUUCACUAAUCAGAUUAACAAACACACAUUAA
Rotaria sp. Silwood1 is the source of this 897-nucleotide messenger RNA. The record is from the annotation of a GenBank genome assembly. Lineage: Eukaryota; Metazoa; Rotifera; Eurotatoria; Philodinida; Philodinidae.